This is a messenger RNA of Eucalyptus grandis, 864 nucleotides long. RefSeq names its product premnaspirodiene oxygenase-like. Gene Ontology annotation, molecular function: heme binding; iron ion binding; oxidoreductase activity, acting on paired donors, with incorporation or reduction of molecular oxygen. The transcript has a single exon. The record is from RefSeq and is a predicted model, not a curated record. Bases 1 to 864 code for a protein of 287 amino acids. NCBI's taxonomy places the organism in Eukaryota, Viridiplantae, Streptophyta, Magnoliopsida, Myrtales, Myrtaceae.
AUGACAAUGUUCUCUUCAAUGGCAAUCCUGUUGCCUUCUCCUUCUGUCAUCUUCGCUUCCCUCCUCUUCCUCUUGCUCAUUCUAAAGAAAUGGAAGAAAUCCAACAAUGCCAAAGACCCUUCUUCGAAACUGCCUCCAGGGCCGAAGAUGCUCCCUCUUCUGGGGAAUCUUCACCAGAUGGCAGGGUCGCUCCCUCACCACUCGCUCCGGGAGUUGGCCAGGAGGCACGGCCCGAUCAUGCGCCUCCAACUAGGCGAGAUCCUGACCAUCGUUAUCUCGUCGGCAGACAUGGUCAAGGAAAUCCUUGGCAAGAAUGAGCUCGCCUUUGCCCAGAGGCCCGAGAUUGUGGCCCUCGAGGUCAUCUCCUAUGAGAACUCGAGCUUCGUGUUCUCUCCCUACGGCGAGUACUGGAGGCAGAUGCGCAAGAUUUGCGUGUUGGAGCUCCUGAGCAUGAAGAGGGUCCUCUCUUUUAGAUCUAUAAGAGAGGAAGAGUGUUGGGACAUGAUCAAAACAAUACAAUCAUCUCAAGGAAAGGCUGCGAACUUGACCAAGAUUGUACUGAACUUGAUCAAUGACAUCACCUCGAGGGCAGCAUUUGGUGAGAGAUGUAAAUAUAGAGAUGAGUUCCUUUCUUUCCUCGAGGAAGCGACAUUGGUUGCUGGGGGAUUUGAUCUUCCAGAUCUCUUCCCUUCAAUUUGGUUCUUGCGUUAUCUCUCAAGAAUGAAACCGGCUUGGGAGAGACUGCACAAGAAGAUCGAUGGGAUCCUCGAUCACAUCAUUGCAGAACACAAGGAGAAAUUGAAGGGAAACGGUGGGAACAAUGAGGAAAAAAUGCAAGAGAAGAUCUUGUGGACGUGCUCUUGA